ACCCCUGCGCUUCUUCUGUCUUCUCCUCCCUGCUAGCCGUGGAAGAGAAACCCUAGGUUUUGAAAGCUGAUCGGAAACAAUGGUGCAGCGUCUCACCUACCGCAAGCGCCACAGCUAUGCCACAAAAUCAAACCAGCACAGGGUCGUUAAGACCCCCGGUGGUAAGCUGGUUUACCAGAGCACGAAGAAGAGGGCCAGUGGACCCAAGUGUCCUGUCACUGGAAAGAGGAUUCAAGGGAUUCCACAUUUAAGGCCUACAGAAUACAAGAGAUCCAGGUUAUCCAGAAACCGGAGGACUGUGAACCGGGCAUACGGAGGUGUGUUGUCUGGAAGUGCUGUUAGAGAAAGAAUUAUUCGAGCUUUCUUGGUUGAAGAGCAAAAGAUUGUGAAAAAGGUCCUAAAGAUCCAAAAGGCAAAGGAUAAGCAGGCAUUGAAGAGCUGAGUUUAGGGAAGCGAUAAAUCUUUGAAAGAUUUUAGGUUUGGUGGUUACCGUAAAGCAUGAAAUUUAUUAUUAGAGCUGUUUCCAUGUUAAUUUGUGCUUGGCUUUGUUGAACUCAUUCUAGUGUUAACUUUGUCGACAACUCCAUUAUGAUACAAUUUUGGAUGUCACGAUUCUCUUGUUGGAUUAUCGAUUUUCUGUUAGUAUAUUUAAUAUUGCUCUUAAA
Molecule: messenger RNA, 665 nt
Organism: Vigna angularis (adzuki bean)
Lineage: Eukaryota; Viridiplantae; Streptophyta; Magnoliopsida; Fabales; Fabaceae
Product: 60S ribosomal protein L34
Exons: 4
Coding region: 80-442 (120 amino acids)
Biological process (GO): ribosome biogenesis; translation
Cellular component (GO): cytosolic large ribosomal subunit; ribosome
Molecular function (GO): structural constituent of ribosome
Source: RefSeq, a predicted model, not a curated record